AUGUCUUGGAUAAUCGUUAAGAAUCUUCCUUCCAAACAUGUGACAGAGGAACGACUUCGAGAUGUCUUUUCACGAAAAGGAGAAAUCGCAGACGUGAAAUUGAAGCGUAAAAGUGAUGGCAAAAGUAGACAAUUUGCUUAUAUUGGCUUUCGUACUGAACAAGAAGCUCAAGAUGCUAUCACAUAUGUUAACAAGUGUUUCAUUGAUACUUAUCGAAUAUCUGUUGAGGUUGCGGACCCUCCUCCGAGGGAAGAAGGGAAGGAAAAUACUGAACAUUUUUCUAAUGCUUAUGCUAAAGGAGACAAAAAGAUUAAGAAGAAACCAGAGGUCUCGCCCGAUGGUGCUGAUGAGCCUAACAAAGCGAAAAUAUCAUUAUUAGAUUCUAAAAAGACUAGAAAGAUUAAAGUUGUUGCUCUCGUUGGUGAUGAUGUUUCUGAUAUGGAAUACUACAAGAGUCGGACAAAGAAAAAUCUGUCGGAUUCGGACAGUGAUUGUGAAACUUAUGGUUGUGAAGAUGCAAUUCAUGUUUUUCCUAUUGAUGGGGAUAUUGAAGCUGACAGAGUUGACAAAGAGUUUACAAUUCAUGUUUUCGGAUUCGGACAUCAGGAUGUUGUUUUCCUUGAACCGAUUGAGGCACGUGAAGCUCUGAAGGGAAUGGGCGUACAAGCGUUACAAAGAUGCUCCCCUGUAUCUGGGGCUCCUAGAGAUAUUCUUGAGCCAAAAGCACUUGCCGAUAACAAUGAAAAUACGAGUGAUGUUGAAGAAAAUGAUGUGAGAAGAAGACUCAACUUGGAUCAGCAGGUUGGAAUCGAUUCGGAUAUAACUGAGGUAUGCCCACUUUAUGAUUGCUGUGGACGUUUUGAAACCAUGUAUUCUGAACUUCAAGACACUGAUGAGAGUUUGAAGAAGCAUUUGACUGAACUGGUGAAGCAGGGAAAGAUUCUGAGUUUUAAGGGAACUGUUGUGGAUGGGCAUGCUUUGAUCUUGAGCUUCUCUAAAAACAAGCCGAGUGGAACGGUUGGGAAAGAUUUAGACAAGGACACAAUUUUGACAAAGUUACAUGUGAAAAAUAUAGCUUUUGAAGCAACUAUGAAAGAAGUAAGACAGCUUUUCACUCCAUUUGGACAGAUCAAGAGCGUUGGGCUUCCAGAGAGGACUAAGGGAAGAUAUGCUGCCUGUUCAUCUUUGACAUCCUUGAAUGCAUCCUCAACUCGCUAUUUGCCGUCUUUGCAGGUGAUCGAGUGGAAAAAGGUUGACAAUAGCAUGAAGGCGAUCCGAUAUCGUUCUGCUGCCAAGUAUGUGGAUCAAGAAAACAAUAAUCCAAAGAAAAGGAAAAGCUCGACAGUUGUUGGUUAA
Molecule: messenger RNA, 1356 nt
Organism: Arabidopsis thaliana (thale cress)
Lineage: Eukaryota; Viridiplantae; Streptophyta; Magnoliopsida; Brassicales; Brassicaceae
Product: RNA-binding (RRM/RBD/RNP motifs) family protein
Exons: 11
Coding region: 1-1356 (451 amino acids)
Molecular function (GO): nucleic acid binding; RNA binding
Source: RefSeq, marked reviewed